Molecule: messenger RNA, 977 nt
Organism: Andrographis paniculata
Lineage: Eukaryota; Viridiplantae; Streptophyta; Magnoliopsida; Lamiales; Acanthaceae
Product: transcription factor MYB73-like
Exons: 1
Coding region: 26-772 (248 amino acids)
Biological process (GO): regulation of DNA-templated transcription
Cellular component (GO): nucleus
Molecular function (GO): RNA polymerase II cis-regulatory region sequence-specific DNA binding; DNA-binding transcription factor activity, RNA polymerase II-specific
Source: RefSeq, a predicted model, not a curated record
CAGCCCCCCAUCACACUCACCCACAAUGGACGCCGACCGGAUCAAGGGUCCCUGGAGCCCCGAGGAGGACGACCUCCUCCGCCGCCUGGUCCAGGCCCACGGCCCCCGGAACUGGUCUCUAAUCAGCCGCUCCAUCCCCGGCCGCUCCGGCAAGAGCUGCCGCCUCCGCUGGUGCAACCAGCUCUCGCCGGAGGUGGAGCACCGCCCCUUCACGCCGGAGGAGGACGAGACGAUAAUCCGGGCACACGCCCGCUUCGGGAACCGGUGGGCCACCAUCGCCCGGCUGCUCUCCGGCCGGACCGACAACGCCGUCAAGAACCACUGGAACGCGACGCUCAAAAGGAAAUGCGCCUCCUCCUCCGACGGCGGCGGGGCGGCGCCGCGCCCGCUGAAGAGAUCCGCCAGCAGCGCCGGGUCGGGUCCGGGCAGCCCGUCCGGAUCCGAUUUGAGCGACUCGGGUCUGCCGGCCAAUGAUCCUCCGACCGACCUCAGCCUGUCGCUCCCGGCGGCGUCUGAGAUGAUCAAUCGUACAACUGAGUUGAAUCGGAGCCAACCCAUUCUUCCGGCCCCGGCGAUUGUUGAUUCGGUUACGGCGAAGUUUCCGGUGUCGUUCGGGGCGGAGCUGAUGGCAGUGAUGCAGGAGAUGAUUCGGGCGGAGGUGAGGAAUUACAUGGCGGGUUUGGAGAAGCAACGACAGCCGUUCGAUGAGGAUCAUCAUCAACGGCCGAGGAUGGGGUUCGGCAAUGGAGCAGCGAUGAGGAGGUUUGGCUGAGACAAGACAUCUUGAUUUGAGAAGGAAAUGCAGAAUCUGAGGGGAGAACUGUUUCUUUGUUUUUUUUAGUGUAGAUUUUGCUAAUUAAAUUAAAAAAAAAAAACAAAAAAAAAAUGGUGACAAGGAAGAAGAAAAUAAAAACCAAAUAUUGUACAAUCAAUGUACAGCAGCAGCAAGGAGAUGGGCAAAAAGAAUUGGUUCUAUA